GUCGAGUCGAAGAGGAAACCAAUCAGCUGGUGCAUCGUGUCUGGUUUCGUUCUACCUCGCUGGCUUUUCUCAAAACGGCGCGUGGGUGCCGUUUUUCUUUCUUUGUAACUCGACGAGUUUUAAUCGGUGGCUCUAGCCAGUCGCGUUACGCGUUGCUGUGUUUCCAUGAAAUCGCGACGAUCGAACUGGUUUAUGAGAACGAUCGCGUUGUUCGUCGUUAGUUCGAUACGCUCUGUUGUGAUUCUCCGCGAAAAGUUGCACAGAGGAUGGGUCGGUAUUUUGGUUUCGGACGCUGUAGCGCGAGAGAAAGCUGGAGAGAAGGGAGAAGGAUGGAGAAACGUGGAAGCAGCUUUGACGUCGCUCGUAGGAUUUGGGCAAAGGGACGGAUUAAAACGAAGGCUAUCACGAUGCGUCUGUUCAAACGACAGUGUUCUGAUACCAGUCCACAGCUAGUUUCGGCUACUCCAUUAUCUCAGGAUGGAACAGCGCCUUUGACAGUGGCAGAGGAAAAUUUCGGUGGAAGUAGUAAAAAACUGCACAAGGAAAACGAUGGAUUAGGUCGGAUGUCCAUGAAGGAAGACGAUAGCGAAUCACCGUUCUUGAAACCGUCGUCGACGGAAUCUUGCGCUCCGAAUCGAAAAGGAAUUUCGACAUGGGGCAGAAAAGUAGGUCGAAGAUGGGAUCAGUUAAAGAGAUCGGACAGCUCCGAAUUGCUUUCGGUUUCAGGCCGACGGAGACGAUGGAGCCCGAAUCGAAAAGGCGGUGUAACAGACGAGAAAGAAAACGGUAUCAGUGGUUCAUUUGAAUUACCAAAGCCAAAGAGAAUUUCCAGAGUGGAGUCGUUACGAAAUCUGUUCAAAAGCAGCGAGCGAGGUAGCGGCUUCUUGAACAGCGACGUGUCAGCUAAAAAUGUGACGAUACAAGAGGAGGAUGUUACCUGCAUCAGUCAUUAUCCGAUGGAAAAGGCUUUGAGCGAGGGUGCCAUAAAGAAUGUCUCCUUUCGUGGGAGCUUGAACGAUAGUCGAUUAGAUCGCGAAACGAUACUUCGCGAGAAAAAGAAGCAGCUCAGUCGCAGCAUCCAGAACCUCCAGGAGCAACAUCGAGUUUUAGAUUAUAUUUUGAAGAACCAGGAUAUGCUUAAGACUCAAGAGGGAACGACUUUCGCGAGAGAAACGUUGGAAAAAGUCAGAAGUACGAGUCCUAACCGACGAACGAGUCAGACUACGACGGAUGAUGGCAAGAGCAGUGUUUCCACGCAAACCGCGAGACCUUUCAAUAACCAUCUUAGCAAUAUUAAGAGGAAUCUGUUCAACGUUCGCGUAAGUGGCAGUGAUUGUGACAGUUUCAGAGCCGACAAUCACAAAUCUUACUCAGCGACUGGCCUGGAGGAGCUGAUGAGCAAUUUGCGAUUAGGAUGCGACGAAAGUGGUUACGAUUCCGACAGCACGCGAGCUGGCGCCGAUUCUCCAGACAGUGAAAACUCCGUUCCACCGAUGUUAAAACCCCGUAGUUUCUCCAUAACAUCGGACGAUUACCAUGGCAUCGAUCUAUCGUUACCAGUCAGCACACCGAUAAAACAAGAAGUGACAACGGGAACGGAAGAAAACGAAUCCAGUUCUUCUUGCCUUGAUGAUACCGUCAUCAUGAACAAAAGUUUAUUAAGCAAAUCGGUAACGACGAACAUAACCACAGUAGCUUCAGAUGGAGACAGCACGGACAGUUGCGAUGAGGAUACUUUCAUAGGAUUUACGGAAUAUUCUGCGAACUGUACAGUCGGACAAACAAAAUCUAGCACCGUGGCAUCUACGUCAGAAAGAUGCGACGGUGGAACGUCGAAAGUAUCUUUGAGUGGAGAUUUCAAAGAUAAAAGAACAUCCUCGACCAUACCUAUGAGCAACGAAUUGUCCAAGAUACCGGAGAGAAAGUUGUUCGCAAACCCGGAACAAACACUGCAAUUGUCGCAAGCGGUGAGGGUGCACAAUUUACAAAAGUCCCAGAUACCGUUAAAGUCUCGGAAGCACAUCGACUCCAGCGUCUUAAGUUUGUUGGAUAACGCGGCAUCUCCGUGCAAGGAUAGUCCACCAGCGACGAAAAUUUGCGCGACACUUGUCAAUAGCCCCCUGCAGUACUAUAGUCCAAAGAGAUCGCGGUCAAACAUGGGACCGGAUGAUCCCGAGGUUGUCCAUUGUAGAAACAAAAUAAAAAAAUCCGAACAAAUAACUAAAGUCGAUCAUGCAACGUCAAUUCCACCAACACCAGCGAAGACCUUGGUCCGUCGAGAGCUAAAGACUAUGAAAUUGUUCGUGGAGAAAUCUGGGAACCUUGGCAUUUCCGUAGAAAGGAAAGAAGCUGUUAGACCUUUCUAUGUGAUUUCAAAGAUGGACGUAAAUGGAGUGGCAGCUAAAUCGAAGCAAUUUCGAAUCGGUGACGAGAUCGUUCGGGUUUGUGGACGUAGGCUGCGUGGGAUGUCGAUCCUCGAAGCUAGAAGCGCGUUAAAAACAUGUUCGGGAACCGUGGAAUUGCAGAUAGCCAGGGAACCGGCUUUCGCUUUCGGUGAAGAGCUAGGUGACACGUGGGGCGACACUCUUGUACGCACUCGAAGCGACUCCGAGGUGUGGAUGCUGAAACAAGAAAAAAUGAAUGAAAAAAUGAAAGUUGAUGUUUCCGAUUCCAUAAAUGUACGACAAGAAACCCCUUCUCAGUGUAAAAUAACCGGUGCUCUGACGAAGGAUGGUACGAACUUAUCCGCGAGUUCUAUGGAACGAACGAAAAGCGAAAGUGAAGCAAUUGUGAGAAAAGAACCUAGCGAAAAGAUGACUGGCAUGAGGAAAUUUCAGGUAGUGCGAAAGCGAGCUGUCAUUCCGGUUUCCUGUUCCCGUAGGGCGACUAGUUUGUCCAUGAAUUUGCUGACCAUCACCUUGGAAAAGGGUGCUCCGAAGAAAUUAGGCUUUUCUAUAGUAGGUGGAUCUGAUAGUAACAAAGGGUCCAUGGGUAUCUUCGUGAAGGAUAUCAUGGCUGGUGGCCAGGCAGCCGAAGAAGGAACUCUGAAAAUCGGAGACGAGAUUUUAGCGAUCAAUGGAAUAUCGAUGGACGGAUUGACGCAUGCGAAAGCGUUGCAAAGCUUCAAGGCUGCCAAAGCUGGGAAAAUGAUUCUUCACGUGGGUCGUAGAGACCCCACGCACAAACGGUUGGGUUUGAAACGAUAGAGAUAAUUUGGGUGUAUAUAACUCUGGAUACAUCAUUCAGUCGAAGUCGUACGAUUGCCUGGAUAGACUAACGGAAACUGGAGACGAAUAAGAAAUUCGAGAAAUCGAUCACGGACAAUCAUCAAAAUCACAUUAUAUCUCAUUUUUUUAAAUGAAAUCCAUCGAAGAUUGAAGUAUUACUAUCUUUUCUCGUUUUUGCAAGUAAAAAGACGAUGUAUAUAUUUCAUGUACGAUAAAGCACGUUCUUACGAUUCCUCGCCAUUGUAAUAUAGAUUAGUAACUGUCACAUUUCAUUUUCGACGAGUUUGAUAUAAACAAUCGAUGUAUUUUCUUUUAACGAAAAUUUACAUACCAGUGAUCGAUUUGUAAUCAACAUGGCAAUUCUCUUCUCAUGUAUUCGUUAUUCUUAUGCAAAUGAACUCGUUUUCUUAAGAUGAUUAUUGUGAUAUUGGUUGACUAUUACUAACUUUUGUUUUAGACUAACGAGAUUCAUUAAUUUUUUUUUAUUUGACAAACAAUUGAUUUAUAAACGUUGUUUCUACUAUGAUAAGCCUACAUAAAUUAUUUAAACAAUCAAAUUCGUUGCAAUAUACAGUAAGUUAAGUAGUAAAGUGAAGAGUAAGAAAUGUACGCGUUGAUCUUUGUUAUCGGUUCGUGUCAAAAUUAUAAUUCGGAAUUAUACUCGACUUUUAUAAAAAAAAAUUGAUCCAUUUAAAUGCGCCUUCGUUUAUGAUAUCACAAUCAUAAAGAUCAAUGAUGAUUAUAACUAUAAUUGUAACAGAUCACUAUACAUAGUCAUAUCCUGUUAGAUAUAGUACGCUAACACUUCGGAUCAUGGCUGUUCAAUUUAUUUGUCAGUGUAGCGCGGAUUUCACCUAUGUUUUGUUUAAAAAACACAUGUUUGUUUAAUACGAGCUAUACGCAAGUUCGAGUGGAGAUUUAUUUACUGGGAUGAGUACUCAUCAUGUACUUACUACUCAAUUAUGUCGUAAGCGUAGUAUUUAGUUAGUUAAUAAUGUUAAGCUACUGACUGACAUCUAGAAUGUCUACCUGAGAAAAAUGCUGUGAUAUUCAUUGUAGUCGUAUUAGCUGCUAUCGUACAAACUGUAUUUAAAAUAAAUCUGGUUUUGUUGAUAAAUGAAUGUACACAGUUAAUUCGCUUUCUCCGUUCUAUAAUCUUUUGACUAACAUUUAGCUUUAAGUGAUUUCUUUAUUAAGGACGUAAAAUGAAUAAUUAAUGUAGAAGCGCCGUACAAUUGUCUUGAUUUUUGUAUUAAUUGGAUACAAAAGUUCUAUCUUACAAUGACGAAAAUUCU
This is a messenger RNA of Bombus huntii, 4522 nucleotides long. RefSeq lists its product as uncharacterized. The coding region runs from base 267 to 3206 and encodes 979 amino acids. The record is from RefSeq and is a predicted model, not a curated record. NCBI's taxonomy places the organism in Eukaryota, Metazoa, Arthropoda, Insecta, Hymenoptera, Apidae. Gene Ontology annotation, molecular function: protein binding. The transcript is spliced from 6 exons.